Messenger RNA from Prorocentrum cordatum, 423 nucleotides. Lineage: Eukaryota; Dinophyceae; Prorocentrales; Prorocentraceae. The record is from the annotation of a GenBank genome assembly.
CUGUGGGUGCCCGCGCUGGGCCUGGCGGGGGCCGCCGCGCCCGAGGGCGCCGCGCCCUGCGAGGGCGACGAGCACUGCGAGAGCCCGGUGCUGCUGCUGCAGUCCAAGCACCAGCUCGGCGUGCAGGGCCUGAAAACGGCCAAGGCGGGCGGCCCGCGUCCGGAGGAGGCCCAGCCGCAGCAGCCCUUGGAGGAGCCGGCCCGGCGGUGGCGGGAGCACAGCCAGAUCCAGCAGGAGCAGCGCUUGCGGCAGCGGCCAGGCAAGCGCGCGGUCUCGGCGCCCCGUCCCUGGAACAAGGUGUCGCCAGAGGGCACGCACCGCCCAGGGAGGCGGGCCUCGUGGAACGAGGCGCCCAGGGAGGCGGGCCUUGUCUGCGGCAUGGCAGAGCGGCUCGCCCAUCCAUAUUUUUGUUCAUCCUUGUGC